CAGUAUCAACACCUCAACACACCAACGUUUUAUAACACACAACGGCUAACCAAAAUUAUUUAUCAUAGUAUUUUAUGAAUAAUACCAUCUAGAGCAACCUAUUUCCCGAUAUAUUUUAGGUUUUUGUGUCAAAUAAGGACCAGUCGAUAAUAUCGUUCCGAAGGAAAACGGGGCAGCCCCAAGUUUCCAGUCAUUCUUAUUGAAAAAGCCGUGCUGGAAGGAACAACUUAACUUGCGUUAAUAUAAUUUAAAUAUUUACAAUAGAGAGAAAAAAUGGCAGCCUCCGCAUCGAAUGACUCUACCCCGCCUGGGGAUGGUGCCGAUAAUCCGAUUCUGUGCGUGAUAUGCUCCGAACCCUUCCAGAGGAUCACGGAUUGCCUUGUCCACGAGCUGCUGGAGCAUGAGAGCUUGCCGCAGAAGGGGCUGCGCCAACGACUGAACCCCUCGGGCAGCCAACUAUCCCAAUCCGAGCGUUAUGAGUUGCGAGAUGCCCUCGAUAAGUCGAAGCGCGGGGCCCCAUUGCUCGAGGUGUUGCAAUUCUUCGCUGCGGAUCUGAGCAAAAUGGAGUUGUGCUUUGAUUAUGUGAGUAGCUACAUUGAGCAGAGCAUGAAGGGAUUGGUUGUGGUGACUUCCUUCGGUUCGUUGGCCAGUGACUUGGCUGUGAAGGGAAGCGACAUCGAUUUGUAUUUAGAGGCCUGCAGCGUGCAGCAACCCAAGAAGCUGUUCGGCCAGGUUGAACGAUUCCUACGGCGCAACAAAUCCUUUACGAACGUGUUCCACAUUCGUCGUGCCGCUGUGCCCAUUAUACAGUGCAGGCAUCAGCCCACAGGAAUCGAUAUAGACAUAAAUAUUUCCAAUCCGUAUGGUGUACAUAACUCCCAAUUUGUACGCGAUUUAAUGUCCCACGAUAAGCGACUUCGUGAGCUCACACUGUUCUUGAAGAUCUGGGCCAAAAAGCUCAAGAUCAUAGGUAAGGGCUAUAUGUCAAGCUACUGCCUGGUAACAUUGAUCAUCGUUAGUUUGCAAGUACUACGACUGGUGCCAUCCAUAAAGGAGCUGCAAACGCUUUGUCCACCAGUCUAUAUGUCGGGCAUUAACGUCGCCUACAAUCUGAACCAGAUGCCAACGAUUCCGUCACAGAUGACCACCCUGAAACUAAUCAGACACUUCUUCGACUACUACAUUACGGUGGACUUUGGCAAGAGUGUUUUGAGCGCCUUUUUGGGCAGCUGUCUGGACAAGGGUUUUCGACGCGAUAGGGCCAUGUGUGUACAGAGUCCCUUCGAAUUGCACCGCAACGUGGCCGGGUCAAUGGGUCCCUCGAAGCUACAUUAUUUCAGACAGUGUCUUGUCCUGGCCGCCCAAGGAUGCAGCAAUCGAGCACUGAUUUCGCAACCAGCCAAGCUAUAUUACUACCUAUUGUUUGGCAUAUCGGAUAAGUUAGGAUCUGAGAAAACAGAGAUGGCCACUCUGCAAAAGGAGCUAAAGGUAGACGUUUCCGGCGACGGGAGGAAGAAAAUCAAAUUGGAAAAAGCCCUGGCCCUAACCAUCGGGCUAUCGCACCUGAUCACCCCCACCAGAAAUGAGCUCAAAUGCCUGAGUUCCGGUGUGCUCGGUUGCACAAAACCGGCGGGGGUCCUAACUAUAUACUACAAUUGGUUGAACUGCUAUGUGUAUGUCAUCAGGGAUGUGCUGACACAGCUUUUUGCCAUGAAAAUCGAACUAAAGGAAUCAAAGUCGCCGCACUACUUCAAGUGGCUCAUCAGCAGCUCCUACGACACUUGGACAGGACGUUCUUAUCAGCGGGGCGCUGGCCAAUCCUUCUAUGCCCACCAGUUGCAACAGACCAUCGAGUUCAAAAAGACCAGAAUGGAAAAUCCAGAAUAUGCGGUCGAUAUGCGGGGCUAUUUCUCGCUACUGGCCAGUAAGGACUACAAGGAGCUGCGAAUGGAUGUAGAGCCACUGCCUGGGGAUUUUCUCGAACCUCCGCUAACAAAACUUUUUAAGGUCUUUAAGAACAUGCUGAACGAAUACAGCUUUAAGGAGAAGACCACAGCCUGGAAGUAUCGCUCCGAGUCUGAGUAAAUCCGACAACAUUGCUCUACAAGUGUAUUGUAUUUUUG
Drosophila suzukii is the source of this 2123-nucleotide messenger RNA. RefSeq lists its product as uncharacterized. Gene Ontology annotation, molecular function: poly(A) RNA polymerase activity. The record is from RefSeq and is a predicted model, not a curated record. Lineage: Eukaryota; Metazoa; Arthropoda; Insecta; Diptera; Drosophilidae.